This is a messenger RNA of Paramecium pentaurelia, 814 nucleotides long. Lineage: Eukaryota; Ciliophora; Oligohymenophorea; Peniculida; Parameciidae. The record is from the annotation of a GenBank genome assembly.
AUGAAUUGUAAAGCUUUAUAACAUGAUUAAAAGUCUGAAAAAGACACAAUAACCUAUGAUAAUUAUAAGGAAAGACAAUUUAUUAUUUAAACUUGGAAAAGUUAGAUGAUAUAAAAAUCAAAAGUUAGUUCUCCAUAAGGUAACUUAUAAACUCCAAGUAAAGAUGCUAAAAAAUAAAUAUUUCUUUGUCAUAAGAAAUCAAUGAAUCUUAUAUCUGAACGUUCUACUUAAAUGUCAACUGAAAAAGACUUAUUUAAUGAUAAAUUCAUCAUUGAAAAUUAAGAAAGAAUGAAUAUUUUACAAAAGUUAUAGGAGAUCCGUUUAUAAAAUGUUAUGAUGAAAUCAAAAACUAAAUCUUCAAAUGAUCUCUAUAAAGACUUCUAAUAAGAAUAAAAUAAAAAAAUAGAUACUCAAAAAGUUAUCAUAAAUGAGAAAUUAAAACUGUAUUCAUAUUUUAUAUAAGUAAAGCUGCUAAAAGGAAAUUGAUCAAUAAAAAUAAAGUUUAUUGAAUGAUGAGAUGAAUUUAAAGGAAAAUUAAAAAGAAUUAGAAAUCUUGAGAGAACAAUUAUAAUUCGUUAAAGAUUCGAUAUAAUAAAUAAAUAAUUAAAAUAUAAACCGAACAAAAGAAAUAAAUUGUAAAUUGUAAAUAAAUAAAAUCAAAGAAAAAUAGUUACUAACUUAAAUUGUAUAAUAUAUUGAGUCUUUAUAAGAUCAAUAUAGUAAUCACUUAUUUUAAUUUAAAGAUUACUUAUUAUAAUUAAGACUAAAUAUUGAUUCCUUAAGAAUCGAUUAAGAAUUUGAUAAAAAUUAAUGA